Prionailurus viverrinus (fishing cat) is the source of this 14190-nucleotide messenger RNA. RefSeq names its product zinc finger protein 618 (gene ZNF618). NCBI's taxonomy places the organism in Eukaryota, Metazoa, Chordata, Mammalia, Carnivora, Felidae. The record is from RefSeq and is a predicted model, not a curated record. Bases 4788 to 7820 code for a protein of 1010 amino acids. The transcript has 28 exons.
UCCUGCUGGAGGCGGGAUUGCAUUGCCCCGGGGCCGGGCACAGGUGCAACGCGGCUUGAUCACCAGGGCCCUUGCCUCUGCUGACCGCGGGCCUGAACGCAGGACCCCCCACUGGUCCUCUGCUGCCACCUUGUGGCCACUUCCCAGAUGGCAGGUAGGAGCCUGAGAUCUUUCUCUGGUUCCAGUUCCGGGAAACUCUUGGGCCCGCUGGAGCCUUGCCCACCCCCGGAGUGCUUCGUGUGGCCAAAUACUGUGGGUGAUUAUCGGGGCCUGGAACCAGAAGAAGGAGGAGGAGAAGGACGACGACGACGACGACGACGACGACGACGACCAGGCUUCUAUGCUUGAAGAGUUUGAUGACUGGUGAGGGAAACAGACUCUAAAUGAAGGUGCUGAGGCACGGAAAGUUGGACUGAUGUGCCCGUGACAGCAAGCAGCAGAGCCCGGGAUUCAAGCACAGGCUCCUCCCUACAGAGUCUGGGGCCGUAAGGACCAAGCACAGUGCCUCUCCAGCCCCUGGAGGUUAACGACCUGGCCUGACUGUGUCUCUACUCAUGCUGCAACCCCCCUCCCCCACUGGGCUCUUUUGGAGCCCCUCCACAUCUCCUCCUCAUCCGGACCACUGCAGUGCGUAUGUCCCGACUUCGGAAGCCACUACUGUUUCUCUGAGGCUUUUCUGAGGCUGCCAGGGCCUACUCUGCAUGCCAGGACGGGCAACAGGCUUGCUGAAAACUCACGCUCUCUCUCCCUCACCCCACCACUCCUGGUACCAGCCCCAUAGCCCUCUAUCAGUGAGGAAGAGCUGGGGUAUAAAUACCCCAGCUCCCUUGCCCUUACAUGGGAUAAAUUUAAGGCUGUGGGCUUCACUGCCUCUGUAGUUCCCCAGGGCGACUAAGCUCCAGUUACCCCCAGUGCACACAGGCAUGUGUCACACCUUCCCUGGCUGCCUUCCUUGUUCACUUCCCCCUUUCCUACCAGUAUCCCCCUCACCUCCCCAAUAAGCUACCUGCGUGCAAAUCCUUGCCUCAGGAUGUGCUUCCGGGGGACCCCAGACUAAGUUCCCCACCUGGCACCCCUUCCCCUCGGCCAGCUCUGCACAAAAGACCCCAAGGCCAGUGACAGCCCCAUCCAAGGGUGUGGGGAGUAAGAAUAGCUAUGACCAAGCAGCAGACACCGUCGUAAGCACUUUCUGUGAACUCAAUCUUCUAAUCCCCACAACGACCCUUCCAGGGGGCCCUAUUAUUACCAUCCUCGGUCGUCGUACAGUUGAGGAAACUGAGGCUCAGAAGGGCUAAGCAACGUGUCUCAGGCCCUAGCAUGUAGUGGAAUUAGAACCUUGUGCAGAUAACGUGAAUUUGUGGGGAUAAACCCCGGGUGAGCGUACAGACUGGUUAAUGCCUGUGUCUGGUCCCUUAUGUUACUUCUCCCUUUGUGAUCUUGGACCAGCUCUAAGCUUUAAGGCUUAGCCCAGGGCCCAACGUGUCUUAGGGCUCAAAAUCGUUCCUGAAAUGACACCCACAAAUCAAAUCGCUUUUCGCCGUGCAUGCCUCUCACAGUGUCCAGCUGGUCCCUUCAUGGUCUUACCACAUGCUGUAUUUAUUUUCAUUUUGCUUUGCUGAUUUGUUUCCUUUACAGUUUAUCUGCUCCACGUGACAAGAAGGCACAGGAGAGCAGAAUCCUUGUCUAUGGCGAUCUUCCUGUAUCCUUAGCACCUACUGUGACACCUGGCAACUAGAGUCUGGGGAGUCUUUGGGCACAAGGUGACGUGUAAGUUGUUUCCUGGCGGUAAACGUGGAGCAUCUGGAUGGGAAGACAUUGCGAUGACAAGAGACAAGGAGGACGUGUCAGGUCGAGGACAUAGCAGACCAGAGGGACCGGCAGCUUCAUCAGGAGCACCUGCAUGGAUCCACAGGGUGUGGGAGCUAAUAGAAACUGUGAAGAGGGGGCCCCACUUGCAGAUGAGAAGACAGAGUCUCAUGGAGGACCCCAUGGAAAGAAGAUCCAGGAGACUGGCGAAUGGAGACCAGUGUGAGCUUUUUAUCAAUAAACUGGACAGCAUGGCCUCCUAUCUGUGGUCAGAGGUUUUACUGCGCUCUACUUUCCCGCCGUGGACCUGGGACAGCCCACCAGGGAGAGAGAGAGAGAACGCAGGUAACGCACUCGCGUGAGUGAGGGAGAGGCAGAGGGAGACAGAGUAUCUUAAGCAGCAAGGAUUCGCACUCAGCACACAGUCGGACUUGGGGCGCGAUCUCACAAGCCUGGCUGGGACCAGGCGCUGGAAGCAAGAGUCAGAUGCUCAACCGACCGAGCUACCCAGAGAUUCCUGAAGGGGUCUCAGAGAACUUCAGAGGUGACUAACCCACAGGCUGGGAACCACUGUCCUCAAGUAUAGUGCUCAAGUCCUCAAGUCUCAAGUGCUUCUGAGAGCGUGUGCCGUGAAGUCAUGCUGCCUUCCACGAAACAGGCCAAACUGGCAGGGAAUGCUCCAAAAUUGCUCAGAUGUCACUGUGACGGGAGACCCGCCUACUGGCAGCUAUCACGUGCUACAGCCAUCAGCGUGAACUAAUGGAUUUACAUUGGAAUCUAUAUCAUUAACUGAUUUUGCUGUACCUUGCUGUUGCUGAUACACUAUUUACCAACUGACAUGGACGACCUUCGCCAAUAGUGUUUCUUUUAAAGCAUGCUUCGGCUGGCGCCCAAAUAAGUUUGGUCCUUAAAUACUUUAGAGACCAUGCUCUGUCAGCUCCACGUGGAGGGAAAUCCAGGGGACUGGUCGUGAAGGACUGGCGAAGACUCUGAACGUCUGUUGUUGGCCAAUACAAAUAGCAUAAACGUACGAGGAGAGAAGAGGCUGCCAAGCUGUGUGGGUGUCUGGAGAGCUGGAGCCUGUGUGAAUCUUCCUCGGGCUGGAGGAAAAGCUCCCUCGAAAGCCCCAGACUCUCGGACAGUGAGGAGCGAUCUGCGCGUUGCCUUGCCCCAUGUCACAAAUCUGCAGCUUCUGUCCCCUCGGCCAGGGGAUCAGACGCCAGUUCCGAGUGCAUGGUGCUCCACACUGCCCACUCACCUCUCUGGUUCCAUUCUCUGUCUCCCGGAUGACCGACCACCCCUCUUCCUUAGGUCUCACCGUGCCACUGAGAAGGGCGAACACGGCCACGCCUGGUUUACCGGUCACAUCUUCCACGGUCACCAACCCCCGUUGCUCAGAACACAGCCACGGGGUUGGUCGCUCACGUAAUUGCGUGCUGAGGGACCUGUAUCUUCCAUCGGACUGUGGCUUCCACCAGCCCAAACACCUACCUGGUUUGUAGCUGAGGCCCCGGCACUUGGCCAGAUGCAGUAAACCCCUUACUGACCUGUGAAAAUUUGGGAUGAAAUCUCAUUUUGCCUGCUGUUCCUAAUACCAUUCACUCAUUCAACAAGUGCUCAUCAAGGAACAUCUCUGUGCCUGGCACACACCUGCUUUUCUGCCUAAGCAGUGCCCACCGGCAGCUAGCAAAAACCUUUUCAGUGACUGGGGAGAAGCCAGAGUGACUGAGGCUUUGGCACGGGCUGAGAAAGAGCUGGCUGCCUUCCUCCUACUCCUUCCUCCUGGCUCCCUCGCCCAGAGGGGCGAGCCAAGGACUUGGGCAGAGUAUUCCGAGAGGCACGAUUUGGGGAUCAGAUAACAAUUCAACCACUUAGAGGCUGUGUGACCUUGGCCAACUGACUUUACCUCUCUGAAGCUGUUGACUCGCCUGUAAACGUGCGGCUAAUAAUCGUGCAUACCUCACAGAAUGGUUUUGAUUUUAUGUGAAAUAAUGUCUAUAAAGGUCACAGACUUGGGCUUCGUAGUGGAGUCCUCAUUGUUGCUGUUAUUUUCCUCCUGGGUAUUGUAUUUAUUAGAUGGGUCGGCUCUGGUCAGACUGAAGAACCUCCUGAGACCCUACCACUACCUGCCAUUCCCACAGACUUGCGUCAUGGUGGGGCCUGAGACCUCCCAUAUGCCAGGCAAGGCUACUGAGGUGCAGAGGACUUGUGUAACACUACCCAGUGAGCCUGCUGUGGCCAUCAAGACUCCCAGGCCCCUCCUUCCACUGAGCCACAUGUUUUCUCUGAAGAAGAGUUGAGCCUUUAAAAAAAAAAAAAUUAAGUUCCCAGCAGAAGGGAUGCCCCCCAUUCUCUUGCCUGAAGUUUCCCUGGCACAGCUGUCUUUGCACCAUUAGUGGGUGGCGAGGCCCGGCUGGUCUUCGCUGAUGCGUGUUUUACAUUUGCUAACUUCAGCUCAGCCGCCGCACACGGGCGCACCCCGGAUAGGCUCGCUGUAGAGCUGGCAGAGGCGGGCUCCCCUUCUCUGCAGGAAACAGAUGCAUCUCGGCUGGAAGCCUGCCAUCACCUUCGUGUGGCUUAUGAACCCAGAGCACAGCAUGCUGGGGUGUCAGAAUACCAGCGUCUGCUUCCAGCAAAACCACAGCCGCAGCUGAUUCGACCAACGAGAGGAUCCAGCAGGAAAGCCAUGCAGGAGAAGAGAGAUCGUUGCAUUUGUUCCCCCAGCUCUCUCCCUGCUAGCUGUGGUGUGCCCGAGAUCCUGUUCUGCUUAAGACAUGCUCCUCCUCUUGGUAGCCUUCUCCUCCAGCUACAGGCCUCGCAGGGUCCAGGCCUUGUGCCACACAACGGUGCCGUAUUCUCCUGCUUGGACUCGGGGCAGGACUUACUCCUACCAACGGGAUGUUCAGCGUGGGAUUUAAACAGGAGCUGGAAAUGUGCUUGCACCCUUGGGCUUAUCUGCUCUUCUACCCUGGUGUUGCCAAAUGAACGUGCCCCAGGCUGGCCUGCUGGAGGAUGAGAAAUGGGUAGACCGGCGUCGUGUGGCCCGGGUUGUCCCAGCUGUGGCCAACACAGAUCAGGCUGACGGAGCCAGUGCAGCUGGAAGGAAAAGCACGGCGAGCAGGGAGCGCUUGAAGCGCAGCCAGAAGAGCACCAAGGUGGAGGGGCCCGAGCCCGCGCCGGCCGAGGCCUCCCUGAGUGCCGAGCAGGGAACGAUGACGGAGGUGAAGGUGAAGACAGAGCUACCUGAUGACUACAUCCAGGAGGUGAUCUGGCAGGGGGAGGCCAAGGAGGAGAAGAAGGUGGUCAGCAAGGACGGGCCAGGCGACGUGCCCGCCGAGAUCUGCGUGGUGAUUGGUGGCGUUCGUAACCAGCAGACCCUCGAUGGAAAAGCGCCCGAAGGCAGCCCCCACGGUGGAUCUGUGCGAAGCCGCUAUUCAGGGACCUGGAUUUUUGACCAAGCGUUGAGAUAUGCAUCUGGAUCCUAUGAGUGUGGAAUCUGUGGCAAGAAGUACAAAUAUUAUAACUGUUUCCAGACCCACGUACGGGCACACCGAGACACUGAAGCCACCUCAGGGGAGGGAGCCUCCCAAGGCAACAAUUUCAGGUACACAUGUGACAUCUGUGGGAAGAAGUACAAAUACUACAGCUGCUUCCAAGAGCACCGGGACCUGCACGCGGUGGAUGUAUUUAGUGUGGAAGGGGCCCCUGAGAAUCGGGCAGACCCCUUCGACCAAGGUGUCGUGGCCGCUGACGAAGUGAAGGAGGAACCCCCGGAACCGUUCCAGAAAAUCGGGCCAAUGAACAAUAUUACAUCAGAAAUUUUUAAGAAGAAAGAAGUUAGGCAGUGCCCAAAGAGAGAAACUGGCAAUUACACCUGUGAAUUCUGCGGAAAGCAGUACAAGUACUACACGCCCUACCAGGAGCACGUGGCCUUACACGCCCCCAUCAGUACCGCCCCUGGGUGGGAGCCACCGGACGAUCCAGACACAGGCUCUGAGUGUUCACAUCCGGAGGUCUCCCCAUCUCCACGCUUCGUGGCAGCGAAGACCCAGACGAACCAGUCGGGGAAAAAAGCUCCGGCCUCCGUGGUCCGAUGCGCCACCCUCUUACACCGCACCCCUCCAGCCACCCAAACCCAGACGUUCCGCACUCCAAAUUCGGGAUCUCCGGCAAGCAAGGCAACUGCAGCAGAAAGCGCUUUCAGUCGGAGAGUAGAAGGCAAAGCACAAAACCACUUCGAAGAGACAAAUAGCAGUUCCCAAAACUCCAGCGAAACUGCAAGUCCCCUGAUUUCCAAUCCUUUCCCUCUCCUACAGAAGCCCUACACCUGUGGCGCCUGUGGGAUCCAGUUCCAGUUCUACAACAACCUGCUGGAGCACAUGCAGUCCCACGCAGCGGACAACGAGAACAACAUCGCCUCCAACCAGUCUCGAUCGCCACCUGCUGUUGUGGAAGAGAAGUGGAAACCGCAGGCCCAGAGGAACAGCGCCAACAACACCAUGACCGGCGGUUUAACACCCAACAGCAUGAUCCCCGAGAAGGAGCGGCAGAAUAUCGCAGAGCGGCUGCUGAGGGUCAUGUGUGCCGACCUGGGCGCACUGAGCGUGGUGAGUGGGAAGGAGUUCUUGAAACUGGCCCAGACGCUGGUGGACAGCGGUGCCCGCUAUGGGGCCUUCUCGGUCACAGAGAUCCUGGGCAACUUCAACACACUGGCGCUGAAGCACCUGCCCCGCAUGUACAACCAGGUGAAGGUGAAGGUGACGUGUGCCUUGGGCAGCAACGCCUGCCUGGGCAUCGGUGUCACCUGCCACUCGCAGAGCGUCGGCCCCGACUCCUGUUACAUCCUCACGGCCUACCAGGCCGAGGGCAACCACAUCAAGAGCUAUGUGCUGGGCGUGAAGGGCGCGGACAUUCGCGACAGCGGCGACCUGGUGCACCACUGGGUGCAGAACGUGCUGUCGGAGUUCGUGAUGUCCGAGAUCAGGACAGUGUACGUGACCGACUGCCGGGUGAGCGCGUCCGCUUUCUCCAAGGCCGGCAUGUGCCUUCGCUGCUCAGCCUGUGCCUUGAACUCGGUGGUGCAGAGCGUGCUGAGCAAGCGGACGCUGCAGGCCCGCAGCAUGCAUGAGGUCAUCGAGUUGCUCAACGUGUGCGAGGACCUGGCAGGCUCCACGGGCCUGGCCAAGGAGACCUUCGGGUCCCUCGAGGAGACCUCGCCGCCGCCCUGCUGGAACUCGGUCACAGACUCGCUGCUGCUGGUACACGAGCGCUACGAGCAGAUCUGCGAGUUCUACAGCCGCGCCAAGAAGAUGAACCUCAUCCAGAGCCUCAACAAGCACCUGCUCAGCAACCUGGCGGCCAUCCUGACGCCGGUGAAGCAGGCGGUCAUCGAGCUGAGCAACGAGAGCCAGCCCACCCUGCAGCUCGUGCUGCCCACCUACGUCAGGCUGGAGAAGCUGUUCACGGCCAAGGCCAAUGACGCGGGCACCGUCAGCAAGCUGUGUCACCUCUUCCUGGAGGCCCUCAAGGAGAACUUUAAAGUGCACCCGGCGCACAAGGUGGCCAUGAUCCUGGACCCGCAGCAGAAGCUGCGGCCCGUCCCGCCCUACCAGCACGAGGAGAUCAUCGGCAAGGUGUGCGAGCUCAUCAACGAGGUGAAGGAGUCCUGGGCCGAGGAGGCCGACUUCGAGCCCUCCGCCAAGAAACCCCGCUCCGCCGCGGGCGAGAACCCUGCAGCUCAGGAAGACGAUCGGCUUGGGAAAAAUGAAGUGUACGAUUACCUGCAGGAGCCCCUCUUCCAGGCCACCCCUGAUCUCUUCCAGUACUGGUCGUGCGUUACCCAAAAGCACACGAAACUCGCCAAGCUGGCCUUCUGGCUGCUCGCGGUCCCGGCCGUGGGGGCCAGGAGCGGGUGUGUAAAUAUGUGUGAGCAAGCGCUUCUAAUCAAAAGGAGGCGACUGCUCAGUCCGGAAGAUAUGAACAAACUCAUGUUUCUGAAAUCCAACAUGCUUUAAGACUUGACUUCGGAACAAAAAGAAAUAAGAAAGAAAAGAAAAGAAAAAGAGAAGAGAAACAUUAGGAAAACACACACACACACACACACACACACACACACACACACACACACAACACUGUCGCAAACAAAGAAAAGGAAUUUAAGUUCUAAACACUGUGGACCUCAUUAUAAAUGCCCCCUGGAAACUUAAGUGCUUUUUCAGUGUGUGUGUGCAUGUGUGUGCACACCCGCACACGUGUGGACGUGUCCCAGCACGUGCACCAUGGGUGUGGGGCGUGGGGGCCCCGUGCUCGUCUGCGCAGCCACGGCAGCUCUGUGCACGCAUGCACACACACACAGCCCUGGUGCAUGUGCACGUGCCUGCUCGUGGGCGCGUGUGCAUUAAACUGGGUGUGUCAGGAAAGCUGAGUGGGAAAGAGGGAAGACGCUUCACCUCCUUUUCUCAGUGAGGGGGCUUUAAAGACUCCGUUUUCAGGUGUGCAGAUUGGUAGAAAGCUGAUGUCGUAAAAACGUUCAGGCAGCUGAGAUCUGAAGUGACUUGACGCUUUCUAUCCUUGACCCCGUGGUCCCCACCCAUCCCUCCUGACCCUCCCCCCCUCCCCCCUCCACGCCCUCCUGACCCUCAUGCACCCACCCCUUCCCGGCUGCUCUGCCAUGGAUUCUCCAGACUGCAUCAGAUGGACAGUUUCUGCACUGGACUUUGUUCUCGUUCACCUUCAGGGCAUUGAGCUGUUGCCUUCGAGAUACCCUUGGGUGUCACAGGGCAGCCGCCUUAGAAACACAUCUAUCUAUCUCCCCAAAUCAGGAAAGGAGACUUUAAGAAUAUAAAGCUGACUUUUUGCUUUUUAAUAUAAGAUAGAAAAAAAACAUUUUUUAAAGAAGUAUAGAUACUGUCUCCACUCCUUAAUAAUUGUUUUUCCUAACAUUUUAGCAGUUUUUACCUUUUUUUUUUUUUUUUCAAAUUUGAUUUUAGACUCUGCUAGGAGGCACUGAAUGUCUGUAACUUAUGUUUUGGAGGUUUUUUUUUUUUUUUUUUUCCCAGUUGCCCUUUUUGUUCCUCAAAUCACACUGUAAACUAGCUCAUCUCAGUGGUAUACUCAGUAUCCUAAGGUUUUUAUUAGCCCUCCCUGUACAGUCCCAUUUUCAUGUAUUUGAACAGCCAAGACCAUGAACGUACUUGGCUUGGCUGUUUGGGAACCAGGAGUGGGGUUGGAGUCACGGAUUUCACAGAGGUGGGGUUCAGUGGAAGCCAUAGGGAAGCAUGUGGCUUGGGAGUGUUCCUGAAUGUAAGCGGAAGGCCCGCCCUCCUGGUUCGCUGUGUCUGGUACUGCGAAUGUCUGAUUUAUAUACCCAGAGUGCAUUACACUACUCGCCCCAUCACUGACACUUCCGGCCCCGCAGGGACUCCUGAGUCCACCCAUGUUCACGUCUGUCUCGCCUCGGACCCACGGCCCCUCCCCCCUCCCCAGGACCCCAGGGAUUCCGGUGGUUCCAUUGCCCGCAGCCUGGGGUUCCCCACGUGGGCCUCAGCCCUCCUUCCAGGACAGUAGUUGAGCACGGUGCCUUGUGGGCCUAACAGUUGAUGUCUUGAAGGUAGAAUGGCAUUAUCAGACCACAUUCCCCUUGAGGCUGUGAAAGAUGGCUUUUCUAUCCAUGAGGAAUUUACGUUUUACACACUCAGUCCAUAUGGCAAGAGGGUGGCCCCUUUGCCCUUACAAGAGGUGGUCUGUCACGGUCAGUACUCCACCCCCCACCCCACCUCUCCACGAGUAACGUGCCGGUGGCCGCCUGUCCCCCCAGUGCCCACGCCUGUAGGAUACAGGUGGUUAUGCCAAGGGCUUCGGGCGAAGAACGACCACCAUCACGGAGGACUCUUUGCAAAGGCACGUUUUACCAUUUUGAGGGUUGACUCCACUCUGUCCCUUCCUGUUAAUAAAGCAUUACUUAGCCGUGAGAUACCUCGAUUCCAAAAAGCACUGUACAACAUCCCCAUCCCCGGGUCCGUAGCAGAUGGGGAAGUCGAGUUGGUUCAGAGACUCAAGAAGGCUUAGGAUUAUAGGCCAGAACAGUGUCCCUGGGGGCCGAGCCCGCUCACGUCACCUCAUGAGAACUAACCCAGCUUUCCCCUCCCAAGUGUUGGACGUACUAAAACGCAUCAAAGUGGGCCGUUCGAAGCUUCGCUCCAGCAAGCCGUGGUCUCGGGAACCAAUGUGCCAUUUCCUCUCCUGGAGAAGCUCUGGGUAUUUCCCCCCCAUUUCCAAUCGGGUCACGUCACCAGAAGAGCCUCCAUCUGCACUGGACGGUCACCAGAUGGCGCUUUCUAGAGCGCGUGGGAGCAUCAGCAGACCUUACGAUCGGAGCGUUGAGGACAUUCCAGAAGGCGGCUGCAGGGUUGCUGCAGAGUGACAGGUGCAUCCUGCAGCAGAAGGCCCCUCCAGUUUUGCUUUGCUGCUGGGGGAGGGUCCACGACCUGGCCCUUUGAACCGCACGAGGAGGAUCAGAGUUGCCCACUUGGUGUGGUUGGUGGGAGCAGAGCCUCGGAGCCUGUCCUCCCUCUACUGAAGGCAGAGUGGUUACACCAUUGCCCUGUGUUUGGGCCAGUUAGUUAGAAAACAGACAUUUUACUCUCUUGCAAAGCCAUCAGAGACCAAGCCCAGAUAAUGCGUUUAGAGCACUCCACAUUCUCUUUGGAACAUGGGGAUAUCUGCCCUCCAGAGUGAAAAUUCGAGGAAGUCUAGUUAACUUUAGGUAUGAAGUCCUAUGUGUCCCCCCCCCCCCCCAUUCUGUUCUUUUCUCCAACCCUCGGGCUUGGCUUGCUCUGCAGGUUUAAGGUGGAUGCCACUGGACACUCUCAACGCUGUCUCCAGGGGCUGCCUCCUCCAGGAUGGUGACCCGGUGGCAGGUGGUCCUUUCUCUCUUGCAGCCACUGGUUCCUCAGAAACUGGGGUCGCGAACAGGAAAGGCUGUAUCAAGGUGCCCCUUCAGUCGGCUUUCUCACGCAGGCCAUUCCCGUAGUGCACGUCUUGCUGCAGUGAACAGCUUAGUAAAAUCCAAAGAUCUCACAGGCUCAGCCACUGGCCCCUCGUUUCCAGCAAUAUCCACCUCACCCACAUUCUAGUUUAGCCAAAGGACUGAGGUAGACUCUUCCAGUUCAUCUCCCGGCACCUCCCCUGGCAUCGACCUUCAGAAAGAUUCUGUCUUCUGCACCCCCGUUCUGUGACCACUUUGGGACUUUCCACCACAGGCCCUUGGUUGCUGGCAGAGCAGGAAAUAGGGCCAUUUCUGUCAUGUUCUCGACCGCUCAAGGUGGUUGUGUGCUGACUCGGACACGGCCUGCCUCAAGCCAUGCGAUUCCCAGGACAGAAAUGGUCUGGCGCUGACAUCCAUGGAUCCCAGGGGGGAGGUGGAGAGAACGCGCCUCCCCUCUGCAGGGUGUUUUCCCCUCCCGUGAGGCCACUGGGCUUCACCACCAAAGCCAGGGCCAAGGACUGCAGCCUCACGGGUGGUCGAUGGAGUAGCCUGGGCGUGGCUGCUCUUGUCCCAACGCCGUUCUCCCUCCCUGUGCCCGGGUCCACCAGCCAGGCCCCCCUCAGAUGGGGGCUGAAAGCCGGGAAGCGAAACGGAGGGGCCGCGCGAGCAGAGCUCCUGCCUGCACUUCACCUUGGGGGUUCGUGGUGCAGAAAGCUGCGGGCCGUACCUGCCAGCGAGGUUCCUUUGCCACCGUCCCCACCUGAUGGCCUCUGGCUUGGCUGCCGGGGACCGGCCCUUGGCUGGGAGAAGGGUACAAAGGUUUCCUGGUGAGAGAACCGUCCGAGGAAGGACUUUCUUUUUACAUCUGGUCCAUUGGCUGGCAAGUGAUCUCUCCCUGAGUUUGCUCUUUAUCUCCUGCACUUUCAAGAAACACCAGGGAAAAACUCUGCAAGGCGUGUUUUCCACUGUGAAGCCUCAUCUCGCCUUCAGGAGGCCCCUGUGCUUAUGCGAGGGGCAACCUGGGGAGACGUCAGGGAUGCAGCACGCACUCUCGGGGGCCACGCGUUCACGAGAAAGGCUUGAAGGAAAGCUGGGUUGCGGACGGAGCUGGGCUCCUGUGAGCGACCGCCCAGGACGGGGGCAGUACCUGGGAGCCGUCGUCAGGAUGGCUGUGCUCGCAGAGACGGGAAGAGGAGGUAACCCGGGGCGUUGGGAGCGGUCUCCCGCCCCGCUGAGCUGGGGUGAGUUCACAGCACGGCGUCUGUGUCCCCGGGGCGUACCCGACGGGGAGCUCCCGGAAAGGCUGCUGGUUUAGGUAGAACAGAGAGGCUGAGUCAGGCUCCGGCUGUCCCCUGGAGACCGUCGGUGGGGGCUCCCGCCUCAGCCCUGCCGGCCCCAGCCCAGGCCCCCGGAUCCAGCUGGGCCGUGGGGAGGACUGGGAGGGGGCCUGCCCCUCUCUUCACUGUGGCUAACGUUUGCUAGGCCAGUUAUGGUGAACCAAUGAUACAGUGUCUUGUCCUCUUAUGUUUCCCUCCCGGUUUCCCCUCUUCAGGGUCUUCUGGAGGAUUUGGUGGUGGUGGUGGUGGUAUUGUUUUUCUUCCUCUCUCAUUCGGGUUUGAGGACGGUGGUCAGUAGAGGCCUGCCUUUCCCUGGAGGGGCCUGUGGGUUCUGUGUGAAGACGCACCUGCUCCCGCUUUGAUGAGGGGGAAGGUCCUUAGGUCGCCGUUGGCUUCUGUUCAUGCCUCCCACGGCCGCCACCGGCCACCACCACGGGUGUCGCUUUAAAGAUCCAGCUCCUGUUCCAGAGAAGGAUUCGCUAGGUCUGCAGUUGGGCGUCAGCAUCAGGACCCACGAGGGUCCUACCCACCCGUGCGUCCCCACCGGGCACCUUGACUCUUCGAACCAAAGUUCCUUAAAGGGGCACAGCCCAGCCUUGUCCGCAACCUCAGGGGCCUGGGAUCCCUGUGGCGCUUCCUGAAGUCCAGGUCGGCAGAGACCGUGGGGUCUGCGGCCAGCCGGAAGGAGGCCUCCUCCCACAACCCAGGUGCCAGCCGGUCCCCGCCUGGGGCCCUUCCUCCGCCCAGCCGGGGGGUGGGGGUGGGGGGCCGGGUUCCCAGGCGGCGAGCCAGCUCGCGGACUGGCGUGGGGCUGGGACUCGCCAGCCAGGAGAGAGAGGACCCGCCGGGCAGCGCGUCCGGGGCCAUUCAGAUCCCAAGCAUCAGGAAAUCAUUUUGUACAACCACCCGAAGCAGAGAUAUUUUUUAAGAAGCGUAAAUUAUUUUCAGUUGUUUUCUGAUCCUGCCUUUUUCUUUUCCCUGCAACUUCGCAUCGGUGAUUCUUUCACAUCAGGUAAAUCUCGAGAAAGCCUUGGUGCCCCUCCCUCCCUGCACCCCGCUCAGUAACCACGUGCGUGCACCCCAUCCUUUCUCAGUAGUUAAGACGUUCUAGGCAAUACCAUAGGCACAUCUGACUGUGUCUCUCUCUUCGAGUGCAAGAAACUCAAGUCAUCUUAAAAAAAUACAAAAAAAAAAAUUUACAAAAAAACAAACACAAAAAAAAUAUCUUUUUUAGGCCAGAGUUUUCUACAGGUAUUAAUGAAUAUUUUUCUUAAUCCUUAUAAGUUUUAUGUGUUUAAUAUUUCUUAAUACCGGUAGCAUUAAUUUAUACUUUUGUAGCAACACAAUAUUUUUAUAAACAGCCAGUGCUUGGCUCCAGUCUCCACGAGGGGUUUAUGCAGGGCCAUCUUGGGACCCUGCGUACCAUGUACUGUAUUUAAAAAAAAGUUACCUAGUGUCACCCUUGCUGUGUUAAUUAACAAAAGACGUUGUUCGCGGUCUCCUGUGUCGUUGGUGUGGAUCCAACAGCUCUCCAAGGAGUCACGUUGCAUGGGGGUUGAGUUGACGGUUCUUGUGAUACGUAAACCCCCGAGACCAAACUUGAGGGUUUAUUUAGGGUUUUUUUGUUCGUCCUUUGGGAUUUUCGUUUCACUUUGUUUUGGUACCGUAUCUCCAUUUACAGCCAAAUCCGUUUCGUGAUGUUUAAAACUUUUUCUGAUGUGAAAUGGAGGAAAGGAACAGGAAAAAAAAAAAAAAAAGAUUUUUACAAAGUAAUAAAAUUUAAAACUGAGCUGUUUCAAUGUUGCUGUUUUUACCUGUCUGUUCUUGUCCAAAAGUGGGACAUUCCCAGGAAGAAGAGGAAGGUUCCGCUUGGUUCCUUAAAUCGCCAAAAGCCCCCGCCCAGAAUUCACGCCCUACCCCCGAAUUCUUGCAACAUUAUUUCCCAGUUGGUUGAUGCCAAGGCAAAAAGACAUCCUUUUAAUGGUUAGAGAGGAUCAGUUACUUAAACGAUUUCAUGUCAGUGUUGUAUUUAUGGUUUUACAAUAAAACAACCUUUAGGAA